Messenger RNA from Aspergillus neoniger CBS 115656, 638 nucleotides. RefSeq lists its product as uncharacterized. Bases 224 to 550 code for a protein of 108 amino acids. Lineage: Eukaryota; Fungi; Ascomycota; Eurotiomycetes; Eurotiales; Aspergillaceae. The record is from RefSeq and is a predicted model, not a curated record. The transcript has a single exon.
CCCGGGGAACUCUGCUUACCUCAGCCCGGGGCCCGACGCGCUAGACCCGAAGCGCGAUAGUGCGAUAUCAGAACUUCAAAACCUCCCGUGAAUACUUGCGCGCCUCGUCCUGCCGUCACCCUGCUGUUACUUGCGACUCGCCAUUAAUCUCGUCUCAUCCGCUCGCUCCUCACUCUCUACAUCUGAGGCUAAAUAUUGAUCUGCAUCUGAUCGUUCAAGCGCGAUGUCUGCGCCAGGCGGGGCCCCCAGCCCUGCUCCCCGAAGUGGAAGCAUGGGGCCCGGUGGUGGCAUGUCUAUGCCUCCUCAGCAGCCCAUGACCAACGCCGGGCCUGUCACUCCGGGUCCUCCUGCGCCUCCGCCGCCGCCUCCCGGAGGUCCGAUGUCGCAGCAGAAUCUGAAUCAAAUAGUAAGUCAUAAGUUUAACUUCAACUGUCUAUGUUUGUUGUUGGGGUGUACUAUGUUUCAUUGCGUCAUGUGCCUGUGCCUGGACUGCGGUGUGAUAGGGUGGUGUUACCCCGGUGUAUGCUUUCCGCACAUGGCUUGGUUAUGAUUAUGAACUGAGUCAGUUGUGAUUGUAUUCAAUCUUCACUAAAGGAGUAUGGGAAUGCCUACAUUUGCUAGUCCGGGCUUCCUCUUUG